CUAUGUGUUGUUGGGUAUUUUUAAUAAAAAAUCGCGUGAUCAAACGAAAGAAGAUACCGAAAAGCAUCGAACACUGCACACGCCUUUACAGCUGUAGAUAAACAGCCAUUGCCUGAACAACAUUUAAAAAGAACUUUCGAGUGCGAUUCUGACGCUGUAAUCGCUCAAAUGCUUCAGUCACAGUUUGAUCACCAGUAUAAUGAGGAGCUACGACGCAUAGAGCACCGACGCAACAAAGAGAGUAAAGUUACGGUAACAUUGGAUAAGUUCCGUCGCAACGGUGGCUUAGAAUUUUUGAACGGUGCAGACAAUUCGUUUGAAGCUCAGGAUGAAAAAAACCAACAUAAACGAGACUGGGAUCGUUUUGAGACAAAUGAAAAACUAUUGGAAGCAAUACCUAAAUGCGGAUUUAAGGUAUAUAAAGAAGGUGAAAUCAUAACGAAGCAUGAUCUGCAGUUGUGUGGAAUUCGCAAUGCUUGCCGAGUGAUGUCUUUCCCUCCUGAGUUUCCUACUGGAGAUGGCGCCGGCUUCGACAUGAAGCUUUCAAAUAAAGUAAGAGACAUUUGAGAUUUCCAAUAAUGGACCAUUACCUAUUUCAGUAUUCUCACUUUUUCAUAAUAUAUUAUAUACAUAUAUUAUAUACAAAAUUUACACUCAAUACACGUAUACGCAAGUAGAGUAUGCACAAUCAAAUACAUAAAUAUUUUAAGUUUAUUACAGUUUUUUAUGAAAAAGGGAUUGUUAUUAAAAUGUAUAAUAAUAUUUCCAAAUAGCAGAUAAUUAUCACAAAUUAUCACCAGUUUCGGUAAUUCUCUAGUAUAGGGCUGCAACUGUUAAAAAAGUUCCGGAAAAGUCGGGAGGGGUUCCAAACGACGC
This is a messenger RNA of Rhagoletis pomonella (apple maggot), 876 nucleotides long. Its product is annotated as serine/threonine-protein kinase RIO3-like. The record is from RefSeq and is a predicted model, not a curated record. Bases 169 to 567 code for a protein of 132 amino acids. The transcript has 2 exons. NCBI's taxonomy places the organism in Eukaryota, Metazoa, Arthropoda, Insecta, Diptera, Tephritidae.